CCGGCCCCAGAUCGCCACGCCCGGCCGCGGCGUGUCGACCGCUCGACCCCAACAGACGACGGGUGGGAGUCGGGAGCGCGAAGCAAGCCCGCCAGCCUCCUCCCCGCCUUGCCGCCGCGGGCGAGCCGAGGCGAAAUGUGGAAGAGCCGGGUUCCGAAAUAGGGGGGCAACGGCCAAGAACCCGCCCCAGCCGAGUCGAAUCUUGGGGGGUCUCUUCGUCCUCUUUGCUCUGCUGCCGAUCGGUACCUUCUUGCUAGUGACAGCUGAUGGCGAUUUACCUAGCAACGUAGAAGCAUGUGCUUGAAUUGUAAGAAGCAAUCAUAUUGUUGGAACAAGAUCACUGCUUCAUCUGACUAUCUGAGUCGAUUUUGUAGGGGGGCUUGUGUCGUCUUUGACCAUGGCCUGGGGAAAGAUGGUCAGUGUUUCUCUGUGUCACUAGUGCGUGUAGAUAAAAUUUGCACGCAAUGCUUAUAUAAUGGAAGAGAGGAGUGUUUUGAUGGAACGAUAUGAAAUUGGGAGACUGUUAGGACAAGGGAUCUUUGCAAAGGUAUAUUACGCUCGUGAUCUUACAACCGGUCAGUCUAUCGCUAUAAAGAUGAUUGAUAAGGACAAGAUCUUCAGGGUUGCUCUCAUGGAUCAGAUAAAGCGGGAGAUCUCGAUAAUGAGAUUGGUUAAGCAUCCAAACGUUCUGCAGCUUUUCGAGGUAAUGGCUACCAAGAACAAGAUUUACUUUGUUUUGGAGUAUGCCAAAGGUGGUGAGCUUUUCAACAAAAUAGCGAAGGGGAAGCUUAGUGAGGAGGCUGCAAGGAAAUAUUUUCAGCAGUUGAUCAGCGCUGUGGGCUAUUGCCAUAGCCACAGUGUUUAUAAUCGUGACUUGAAGCCUGAAAACCUGCUACUGGAUGAGAAUGAAACCCUUAAGGUCACCGAUUUUGGUUUAAGUGCCUUAGCAGAGUCAAAGAGACAAGAUGGUCUGCUCCACACUGCGUGUGGAACUCCGGGUUAUGUUGCUCCUGAAGUGCUCAGCAGGAAAGGCCACAGUGGCGCAAAAGCAGAUGUAUGGUCAUGUGGAGUAAUUUUGUUUGUGCUUGCGACCAGUUAUCUUCCUUUCCAUGAUAGAAACCUUAUAGAGAUGUAUAGGAAGAUUUCAAAAGCUGAGUACAGAUGCCCUCGUUAUUUUUCUGUUGAGCUGAAGGAGCUCCUUUAUGGAAUCCUCGAUCCAGAUCCUAAUACUCGGAUGUCCAUCUUAAGGAUAAAGAGAAGUGCUUGGUAUAGGAAGCCCAUUGGGAUAACAACGCCGAAAACUGAAAUAGGCGGCAAGUCUUGUACAAGCGAAGCUACUACAUCUGGUUUGACAGCUUCCAUUGGUUCUGGGAGAAAUCAAGGACCAUUGAGGCUGACGAACUUGAAUGCAUUCGACAUCAUUUCCCUCUCUACAGGAUUUGAUUCAUCGGGCUUGUUUGAUGAAAAGUAUGGCCGAAGGGAGGCUCGGUUUACUUCCAAACAGUCGUCAGCAGCUAUCUUUGCAAAGCUGAAGGAACUGGCCAUACGUUUGAAGCUCCAAGUUACAAAGGAAGACAUUGGAGUGCUGAAAUUUGCCACAGCCAAGGAAGGUAAAAAGGGUAUUCUUGAGAUUGAUGCAGAGAUAUUUGAGAUUGUGCCUUCCUUGCUAUUAGUGGAGUUGAAGAAGACCAACGGUGACACAUUGGAGUAUCAGAAGCUGAUGAAAGAUGGCAUUAGGCCAUCACUUAAGGAUAUCAUGUGGGCAUGGCAAGGUGAUCACCAGCAGCCACAGGUACUCCGGCAUGCAGAGCAGCAGCAGCAGUCAACACUGCCACCACUGUCGCCAUUUCCACCACAACAGUCACUUUACUAGCUGCAAAUGCUCUUCUCACCAUUGCCACCGUGAUCCUAUCCAAAACAAAUACAACAGGUGACAGCCAAGUUUGCAACAGAGUCUUGACCUAUGUUAACAUGUUUUUAGACUAGUAAAUAGCUGUAGACUUCACAUAGAUUUCCAGCAUUGCUGGAAAUGCGAGCCUAUUGUUUUCGUUUUCUUCCUUUAUCCUUUUUCUCUAAAUUU
Phragmites australis (common reed) is the source of this 2080-nucleotide messenger RNA. RefSeq names its product CBL-interacting protein kinase 28-like. Lineage: Eukaryota; Viridiplantae; Streptophyta; Magnoliopsida; Poales; Poaceae. The record is from RefSeq and is a predicted model, not a curated record. Gene Ontology annotation, molecular function: protein kinase activity; ATP binding. Gene Ontology annotation, biological process: protein phosphorylation; signal transduction.